AGAGGCAGUGAGCAGAGGGACCCUCAUUUCCUUAUAGGAAAUAGGGACAAGGGCCAUUGCAAAGAUAAAUUUCAUGAUCCCAGGCAAAGUGCUGGCACCACUUUCUGGGCUUCUGAGAAUCCAGGCAGAAACAUUGCAGAGUUGUGUGUGGUUGAUGUCAGUUCCCUGUCUUAUUCCUCUCCACAUUCGUGCACAAAACAUACCAUCUUGAAACUUUUGUCACUAUCACCGCCUUGGUAGAAUGAGACCGUAGUUGUUAGCUGGGCUUUGAUUUGAGGACGACAGAGUUUUAAUGACGAAGAGAUUUCAGAAGUUAGUGACUAAGAAGAUAUUCUUGAAAUUAGUAUGAACUCUAUUUCUCACUUCUGCUCUUUCCAAGUUUAAUUUAGACCCCACCAGUGGUGGAAAUUCAUUCCCCAAGCAUUUGCUUUUCACGGUUUUGAGUCUUUUCCUCCUGAAUGAGUGCUGUUGUCGAAACAGUUUGCAUGCUGACUGCUGGCCAAGGAGAGGAGAGGAAGUCUGGCUGCUCUGGACCUGCCUGCCUAGAGCAUCUGGACGUGGUUUCAGGGCCCGCCUCACUCUGCCAGCGCAACGUCUGGAUUCCCAGCAGCCGUCCGCCUGGGUAGAAGAAACCCGAGCUGCCCCAGAGUCAACGCAAGCAGAGGGGGCGGGUGGAGAAGUAACGCUGUCUUGGAAAUGUAAUAUUGGCCUUGGGGCGUUCCAUCUCUUCAGGAUUUCCAGUGGGGUCUUUGGAAGCAGCAGAAGCAGCCUGAAGGGCAGCAGCCCCAGGCCAGGCAGAAUUUGAACGCUCUGCCCUGCAGCUCUUCUGGACCCCGAGCCCAAGCCCUGCGCUCAGCAUUCACCAGGUUACAGUGCUUAUCUACGAGAACACACAUGGCUCUCUUACGAAAAAUCAAUCAGGUGUUGCUCUUCCUUCUGAUUGUGACCCUCUGUGUGAUUCUGUAUAAGAAGGUUCAUAAGGGGACUGUGCUUAAGAACGAAGCAGAUGACGAUUCUGAGACUCCUGAGGAAGUAGAAGAGGAAAUCCCUGUGGUGAUUUGUGCAGCGGCAGGGAGAAUGGGUGCUGCUAUGGCUGCCAUCAACAGCAUCUACAGCAACACUGAUGCCAACAUUUUAUUCUAUGUAGUUGGACUCCGGAAUACUCUGUCUCGAAUACGAAAAUGGAUUGAACAUUCUAAACUGAGAGAAAUAAACUUUAAAGUUGUGGAAUUCAACCCCCUGGUCCUCAAAGGGAAGAUCAGACCCGACUCCUCAAGGCCUGAAUUGCUCCAGCCUCUGAACUUUGUUCGAUUCUAUCUCCCUCUGCUUAUCCACCAACAUGAGAAAGUCAUCUAUGUGGACGAUGAUGUCAUUGUACAAGGUGAUAUCCAAGAACUGUACGAUACCACCUUGGCCCUGGGCCACGCGGCAGCUUUUUCCGAUGACUGCGAUUUGCCCACCACUCAGGACAUAACCAGACUGGUAGGGCUGCAGAAUACAUAUAUGGGAUAUCUGGAUUACCGGAAGAAGACCAUAAAAGACCUUGGCAUUAGCCCCAGCACCUGCUCUUUCAAUCCUGGUGUGAUCGUUGCCAACAUGACCGAAUGGAAGCACCAGCGUAUCACCAAACAACUGGAGAAGUGGAUGCAAAAAAAUGUGGAGGAAAACCUCUACAGCAGCUCCCUGGGUGGAGGGGUGGCCACCUCCCCCAUGCUCAUUGUGUUUCACGGGAAAUACUCUGCAAUCAACCCUUUGUGGCACAUAAGGCACCUGGGCUGGAAUCCAGAUGCCAGAUAUUCGGAGCAUUUUCUGCAGGAAGCUAAAUUACUCCACUGGAAUGGAAGACAUAAACCUUGGGACUUCCCGAGUGUUCACAAUGACUUAUGGGAAAGCUGGUUUGUUCCUGACCCUGCAGGGAUAUUUAAACUCCAUCACCACGACAGCUGAUAUAACUCUACCUUUUAAAUAUUUCCUGUUAAAAUUGUGGAACUGACCAUCUGUGCCUACUAUAACACUGUUCUUUAUGUACAGUACUUUGAUACAUAUGAUCCUUACUAGAAAACAAAAAAAAUGUACACAAAUUGUAAAAACAAGACCCUUUAGAAAAAAAAAAUGUUAGCACAUUAAGGAGAUAAACUGUACUUUGAAACAGAUGAUGCAUACUAGAAAACAAAAAACUACUGUGUACAAAUUGUAUCCUGGACCAUAUAGGUAUUGAUUUAUUUCCUAAGUACAAGUGGUAUGUAUGGAAUUCAAAAUUUGUGUGAGUGAAAUAUAUUGUUGGACAGAAAUAA
Molecule: messenger RNA, 2294 nt
Organism: Loxodonta africana (African savanna elephant)
Lineage: Eukaryota; Metazoa; Chordata; Mammalia; Proboscidea; Elephantidae
Gene: GLT8D2
Product: glycosyltransferase 8 domain containing 2
Exons: 10
Coding region: 895-1947 (350 amino acids)
Cellular component (GO): Golgi apparatus
Molecular function (GO): glycosyltransferase activity
Source: RefSeq, a predicted model, not a curated record